Molecule: messenger RNA, 321 nt
Organism: Ustilago hordei
Lineage: Eukaryota; Fungi; Basidiomycota; Ustilaginomycetes; Ustilaginales; Ustilaginaceae
Exons: 3
Coding region: 1-321 (106 amino acids)
Source: RefSeq, a predicted model, not a curated record
AUGUGCGGUUCAUCGAGUGAUAUGCUCCCGGUCAAGCCGACAAGCCGAACGAGAGUCACCCUCGCCGGAAAGCAAAAGACAAUACUAUGGGAGAAGAAGCUGGAACAGCGAAGGAAGCAAGAAGCAAUCAAGCAACGGGAACGCGAGAUGAAGGCAGAGAAGGAAGCUGAGGCCGAAAGGAAGAAGACAGUGAGCCGCGAAAGGAAGCAGAUGGCUGAGGAGAAGGCUCGUCUCGAGAUCAUGGCGCACAAGAUGAGCGCAAAGAAGCUUGCACGCAAGAAGCGUCGUCUCGGAAUCACCAAGAAGGUCUCGCACGCAUAG